This is a messenger RNA of Dipodomys spectabilis (banner-tailed kangaroo rat), 1719 nucleotides long. RefSeq names its product EF-hand domain family member D1 (gene Efhd1). Lineage: Eukaryota; Metazoa; Chordata; Mammalia; Rodentia; Heteromyidae. The record is from RefSeq and is a predicted model, not a curated record. The transcript has 4 exons. Gene Ontology annotation, molecular function: calcium ion sensor activity. The coding region runs from base 29 to 754 and encodes 241 amino acids. Gene Ontology annotation, cellular component: mitochondrial inner membrane.
CGGCGGGUCCCGGGGCGCCCACUCCGCCAUGGCCAGCGAGGAGCUGACGCACAGGCUGCAGCGCCGCCUGCGGCUCGGGGAGGGUCCGGGGGGCGGCCAGGGCGACCUCCAGCCCGCGGGCCUCGCCGCCCCCGCCGGGGAACCCCAGCCCGAGAUCCCGGGCCGGGCGCCCGCAGCCAGCGCCGACGCCGAGCUGAGCGCCCAGCUGAGCCGACGGCUGGACAUCAACGAGGGCGCGGCGCGACCCCGCCGCCGCAGCCGCGUCUUCAACCCCUACACUGAGUUCCCGGAGUUCAGCCGCCGCCUCAUCAAGGACCUGGAGAGCGUGUUCAAACGGUAUGACGCUGGACGGGAUGGUUUCAUCGACCUGAUGGAGUUGAAGCUGAUGAUGGAGAAGCUGGGGGCCCCGCAGACUCACCUGGGCCUGAAGAGCAUGAUCAAGGAGGUGGAUGAGGACUUUGAUGGCAAGCUCAGCUUCCGGGAGUUCCUGCUCAUUUUCCACAAGGCUGCAGCUGGAGAGCUGCGGGAAGACAGCGGGCUCCUGGCCCUGGCCAAGCUCUCCGAGAUAAAUGUUGCCCUGGAAGGUGUCAAAGGUGCCAAGGACUUCUUCGAAGCCAAGGCCCAGGCCUUGUCAUCCUCCAGUAAAUUUGAAGCAGAGUUAAAAGCUGAGCAAGAAGAACGGAAGCGGGAGGAGGAGGAGAGGCGGCUACGCCGAGCGGCCUUCAAGGAGCUCAAGGCUGCCUUCAGCACAUAAUGCUACCAACCUUGACCCAUAACCACGCUGUGCCUUGCAGUCUCCCAGGGAAAGAGGACCCCUGCCAGUCCCCCCCUCUUAUGCCUCCUCCCCUACUCCAGGACCCCUAGAUCUUCCUCCUUAGCUUCUCAGGGGUGACCAGAGGCUACAUUGAAGUUUCCUAGUGCCUUGGCCCUUCCUUUCAAAGGCUUACUCCUCUGUCCUGCUCUCUAGCCAGGACCUGCCUUUUCUUGGCCACCUACACUUUUUUCCCCUCAACCCUUUCGUGGUUUCUGCUCAACCAGUAAUCUGUUGGGUUCAUUUGUACAGAUUUUCUUUCUUUCGUGGUCCUCAGCGCACAUGGUGCCCUUUCCUUGGGCUGUCUCUGUGCUUCUCCUUUUGUUCUCUUUUUGGUCAGUCUGCCAGCUGCUUCGGUUCUGUCUUCUGUGAUGCUGGUGGGAGGCGUGGGGGGCAGGGCAUGACCCAUCCCCUCUCCAUUAGGUGGAGGAAGUGCCGCGCAGUCCUGUCAUCUCUCCUUCCCUCUCCUCCAUGUCUUCCCAUUCAGUACUUGUCUUCCAUUCCUAAAUACUGCGCUACAGAACUGUAACAAUGAAUCAUGAGAAGUAAGAGACCGAAGCAGAAAGGUUCAUGUUAACUCUGGUCCUAUACAAAUAUCCCCUGGGCCCUUGGUGUUCCCAGGUGACAUCCCAAGUGAUGGCCAUGCGGACCUCCGCCUGUCCCCAGCAUCUGCUCCAGGCGGUGAGGCAAGGCCAUUCCCACCCACAGGUUGGCGUGUUGUAAGUUCUUGGGAUUGCUCAGACAUACUUGGAGUUUGUUGAGUGAUUUUUUUUUUUAAAAAAGAAAUUUCUAAUACCAGAUUUGUUACUUCUCUUUUGUAACCGCUGUAUUUACAAUAAAGAAAUCAUCUGUCUUUCUACCUUAACCUGUUUGGUUUUCAAUAAACUGUGCAAAUGAACUUGGCCAUC